Messenger RNA from Parnassius apollo (apollo), 537 nucleotides. The record is from the annotation of a GenBank genome assembly. Lineage: Eukaryota; Metazoa; Arthropoda; Insecta; Lepidoptera; Papilionidae.
AUGUUCUCCCAAAACAGUAAGCUUGUUAACUCCACAGUAAGAGAUGACUUCGUCAGACAAUCAUUAAACAAAAUCAGCAAGUGGGCUUUCCCGAAAGUUUUCUCAGUCGGGCCUGCAUACAUGCUUCUCAUGCACAUGGAAACACUAGGCUCAAAAAGCCCUUGGACUAAAGAAACAGUGUGGGCAGACAUAGAUAAGUGGGUAUCAGGUGAACAGCAAGGUGAUUUUGAACUUUUGCAACCAUACAUAGACUCCAUAUUCACGCAGUGGGGUCAUGACUCUAACCGCAACAACUUUUUGCGCUUCAAGGAAUUCUGCAACGACCCAAUGCGCUGGGGGACAAGUGGAGGUGCUAAAAAAACAAAAUUCAAAGGAGAGGUGUACAGGAGCAAGUGGGCGUGGGCCUUUGGCCGGCUCUUAGAUAAUAAGGGCAGACCGAAGGACAGCGUUGACCUGUAUUCUGAAGCCUGCAAAGAGCCUGAAGUGUGUGUGGUUGCUUUCAAGGAAGAGGAAAAGAAAACGCGAGAGAUUAUAUAG